GUAAACGUGGCAAUUGCAAUCGUAUAUAUAUAUAAAAGACAUAAAGGAUAUGUACACACUUUUUACGCGAAACACUCGGCAGUACUCGGCAGAACGGAGAGGGGUACUCAGUACAGGGUGAAAGUGCCGCGGGCGGAAACGUUGUUUCUCGCCAUGGAAUCCAAGCCGGAAACGCAAUCGCGAUUGCACGGCUGGUACAAGGGAUUCGUGUUGAACGUGCUGGAUCAAUGCGGCGAGACCGCCUUCAUCAUUCGAAAGGAUCCCAGCUGGUUGCACGUGCCGUGCUCCCGGCAAAAAAUUACAGUGGAAAGCGCAAAUCUCAUCGGCAGCGUGGAACAGAAUUUUAGCUUAAUAGGGCCGAGUUUUACGGUGUACGACGCAUCUCAAACGCCGCUCUGCAACAUAUAUGGACCCAACAUUUGCGGCUGUUGCAUGUACAAGGAGGCGCAAUUUCAGAUCCUAUCAUUAGAC
This is a messenger RNA of Pogonomyrmex barbatus (red harvester ant), 471 nucleotides long. RefSeq names its product phospholipid scramblase 2. The record is from RefSeq and is a predicted model, not a curated record. Gene Ontology annotation, cellular component: plasma membrane. Gene Ontology annotation, biological process: plasma membrane phospholipid scrambling. NCBI's taxonomy places the organism in Eukaryota, Metazoa, Arthropoda, Insecta, Hymenoptera, Formicidae. Gene Ontology annotation, molecular function: phospholipid scramblase activity.